GGUCGCUUCUAGGCGCGCUUUGUAAACGAGAGAACGAAAGGAGGGUGGAGUAUAUGAAGUUAGAUUCUGGCAAUAGGUGGCAAGGACAACAGCCGCUUGAGCUCAUAUCGUAUAUGAGCAGCAGCAAUGCUCAUCAUCGAGCAAGCCAAGAGUUAUGUGACGGGCAUAAUCGAGCCGGACUAUCAUGAUGAUCAUCCUCAUCAUCAUGUCAGUGAUGGUUGAAGCAAAGCGCCGCGUGAGCAGCAUUUGUGGGCCAAUGCGCUAGAGGCUGGACUCCGUGGUGGCCCUGGAGAGUGUCUAACUUGGUGACAAUGACAGCUAGAGUUGGGCAGCCGGGAAGGGAUUUGUAUCAGCCUGCAGACCCUUAAUGUGCCACUCAUGCGCAUCAUUGGGAGCCGCGACUCGGCUGUGGAGUGUAGUGGGAGAGGCACAGGCACAGGCUCUCGGUCUGUAGAGGUUGACAAGACUGAAGGUGGAGGGACUUGGUGGUUUCUUCACACAGCUCGGAAUCGGUUCCCGAUGUUUUGAGACUGGCCUGUGAGGUUCGUAUUGCUGAUCGUCACAUUGAGAGUGGAACAGUACUCUAGACUCUAACCUUUAAAACGUGAGUUGGGUCGAAGUCCUGCUUUUGCUGCUAGCGUAACUGAGUCGCGAAAUCGGAAUUGCAACAAGCAUGUUGUGGCUCUAGUGACCAGGGAAUCGUGCUUUAGACAUGGUCUUGUUUUCAAGUGCGUAGCGCCAAUCUGAUUGGCAGUAAACGAGAGUUUUCCUGUGUUGUUAGAGCAGCGGAUUGCAGUGGACAGCUUCGCUGCAGCCUUGUGGCUUUCGCUAGUUGAAACGCAUUCUGAGUGGCACGAGUGAGAGACCUACAGCGGUAUUUUCGGGAUGGGGACGACGGAGGGAGGAUUGGUGGGGAUGUAUGGGGAAAUGGAGGAGCAGAACCAGCGGUUGGAAUCGCUGCAAGAGGGCCCUCACGAUGUCUCGAUGAGUGGAAAGAUGAAGCGGCUCCUGUGGCAUGGCGGCUCCGUCUGGGAUGCCUGGUUCAGCGCCGCGUCCAACCAGGUCGCGCAAGUACUUCUGACGCUACCAUAUUCUUUCGCCCAGCUCGGAUACGCCUCUGGGGUAGCGUUCCAACUUUUCUACGGCGUCGUCGGCUGCUGGUCGUGUUACAUGAUCACUUGGCUCUAUGUUGAGUAUCGGACUCGGAAGGAGAGGGAGGGGGUCAUCUUCAAGAAUCAUGUCAUUCAGUGGUUCGAGGUUUUGGACGGCUUGUUGGGUCGUAACUGGAAGAUUCUUGGGCUUGUCUUCAAUUGCACCUUCCUUCUCUUCGGGGCGGUGAUCCAGCUCAUUGCUUGCGCAAGCAACAUCUUUCUGAUCAACGAUCAUUUGAACAAGAGGGAGUGGACUUACAUCUUUGGGGCCUGUUGCAUGCUCACUGUGCUGGUGCCAUCGUUCCGAAACUACCGGCUCUGGUCGUUCUUCGGCCUCAUUAUGAUCUCCUACACAGCUUGGUACAUGACAAUUGCUGCACUUGCCCAUGGCCAGGUUGCCAAUGUCGUCCAUACGGCGCCGACAACGAAGGUCUUGUACUUCACAGGAGCAACCAACAUUCUGUAUACUUUCGGUGGCCACGCUGUUACUGUAGAGAUCAUGCACGCAAUGUAUAAACCGGUGAAGUUCAAGUACGUAUAUGUGUUAGCGACACUCUACGUGUUCACCUUGACCAUCCCUUCUGCCGUGGCCGUGUACUGGGCUUUCGGUGACGACCUUCUUAGGCACUCCAACGCACUGUCCUUGCUUCCGAGGACCAUGGCUCGUGACGUAGCUGUUGUUCUGAUGCUCAUUCACCAGUUCAUCACUGUUGGCUUUGCCGUCACUCCAUUGUACUUCGUGUGGGAGAAGGUGAUCGGGAUUCACAACACGAAGAGUCUUCCCUUGAGAGCGGUAUGCCGAAUGCCGGUGAUACUACCAGUGUGGUUCUUCGCCAUUGCAUUCCCAUUCUUCGGACCCAUUAACUCCACCGUUGGAGCCCUUCUGGUUACUUUCACCGUCUACAUCAUCCCCUGUGUCGCUCACAUGGUCGUGUACCGCGGUGCAACAGCCCGCCAGAAUGCGGUUGAGAAGCCGCCCUUCUUUCUGCCCAGUUGGACUGGAGUCUACCUCAUCAACAUAUUCAUUGUGGUAUGGAUUAUUGUGAUCGGCAUUGGCUGGGGUGGAUGGGCUAGCGUCACCAACUUCAUUCAGCAGAUUGACACCUUCGGUAUCUUCGCACCUUGUUAUCAGUGCCCACCUCGAGCACCGGUUGCUGCAACUCCUCCCAAACUGCAUGAUUAAAGAAGCCCCUACUUGCGAGAAUCUAGAUCAUAACGUUUUCAUUGCCAACGGCUUCUGAUUCGAUGAAAGGCGAGAAAUAUAGAGAGAGCGAAGGAGCCUGCACUGUGGUAAUUGACCAACCAAGUUAAGCGACGGGCAUUAACUGUGGCAAUAAAUGCCGACUGUACAGGGCGCCAGGAAGACAACCGGGUUGUAUCCAAUUGCGCCACACUGCCAGGUCAUGUUAUGCGUGAUUGGAAGCAGAAGGGACGGGUUUUCUCCUUUCUCUCUCAUAAGAGACCGAUUCUACUAGUUUGUAUCUUGCAGCAACCAGGCAGCAGCAGCAGCUGAUAAGAGGGGCGAGGCACCCAUCAAUGCCAUUUUUUGUUCAUACGUGUGUUGGUUUGAAUUUGAUUACCCGACGAGGAUGGCAAACUACGCCGAGACCUCGUUCAAAGACAGAUUUCAACUGUAGCAGGUUUCGACACUGCACAUGUCUGGAAGCGGCAACGCCGAUGCCCUUGCUUGCAGACUCAUGACGUCGAAGUAAUGUGACGAUGCGGAUUCUCCGAUCGUAGCUAAACGAAACUGGAUUCGGCAUGAAUCUCAGGUCACCGAGGCCCCAUUGUUCAUGUAUACACAUCGUCUGCUUCGAUUGUGGAUACACCAAACGCAAGCCGAGGUUGUAUGUAGCACCCAAUGGUUUCAUGUCGACCUGUUUCAAUAUUCUCUAUGAGUAUAUAUGAAUACAUGACCGAGAGAGAAAUAAGAUGCUGGACUCAUUUUGUGGGUUCACAACUUCGUAUUUAUUUAGCGACUUGCACAAGGGCCUUUUUCUCAGUUAUACAAGAUUCGAGACCUUUUAGAGUUUAUAUGAUGAUGCGUUUGUGUACAUUUUAAAAGAAGCAUUUUAGAUAUAGCUUUUUCUUCAAACUGUGAUAAAAUUAUUUUCUUGGUAUAACUCAUUUCACAUUGUUUCGAAACCCAAUUACUUCCUCACAAUAUUUCUUAAAAUAAAAUAUACAUCGAUAGAUAUCAGUGCAAAUAAUAAGAUACUCAAAGCAAUAAAUAGACAAUUCUUUUC
Physcomitrium patens is the source of this 3397-nucleotide messenger RNA. Its product is annotated as auxin transporter-like protein 4. NCBI's taxonomy places the organism in Eukaryota, Viridiplantae, Streptophyta, Bryopsida, Funariales, Funariaceae. The record is from RefSeq and is a predicted model, not a curated record.